Rubroshorea leprosula is the source of this 1639-nucleotide messenger RNA. The record is from the annotation of a GenBank genome assembly. Lineage: Eukaryota; Viridiplantae; Streptophyta; Magnoliopsida; Malvales; Dipterocarpaceae.
AUUACCCUCCUGCAUUAGUAUUUUCUUCAGAUUUUGUUCUUAGGUAUCCAGACGCUAAAGAAUCAAGAAUGACGAGCCAAAAUGUGGUGGUUUCCAAUGAGAAAUCGAGAAUAUCCACCUCUCUCUAUAUACCUCUGUUUCCUCUCCGUGUUUUUUUUGUUUUUUGAUAGGUCUGUUCCCUUUCUGUUAAUACAUUAAGCUCCUGUGGACUCAAUAUCCGAGCUGAAAUGCAUGAAGAAAACCCCAACACUUACGAAUAUAUACUCGAUCUCCGUGUCCCUUCUGAUACCCCAGUCACGGGCGUGAAAAUUACUCCUUAUGUUGUUGCGAGAGUCAGAGCCCGGAACUUCCUUCAAUCCAAUCCCUGGCUUAAACUCACUCCUCUUACUGUUGUGAAAAUCAGAGACCAGUUCGUCUUUAAUGCCAAUCCUCAGCCACCCAUCAGUUUCUUCUGGUUCCGCAAAAAGCUUAUUGCUUGUUCGGUUCAUCCUUCGAUCCCGGCUACAGUUCAAUGCAUCCCUUGUGUUGAAUUGAACAUGAAGGAGAAGAGCUAUCAUUGUUCUGCAAAGUGCUUCUCAAGUGAAUGGGGAAGGCAUAAGAUUUGUCAUAGCAACGCUGCCGCUGAAAGUAAGACCACACCUGGGAAUCAACAAGAAUUAAGCCACCAAAUAAGGAGAUCUGACUCAUGGCCACAAUCACUUGAUGAGAUUCCAGAACAAGAAGGAGAAGAAUGGGUUCCAGUGGCCUCUUCAGAAACAUAUGAGCCUUCAAAUGCUGAUAUCAACUGCUUGCUGAAGCUGGUGUGUGUAGCUAUUGAUUCUGAAAACGGCAAUCAUCUGUCUUUGGUUCAAAGAAGAGUGAUCACUAAUCCUGUGAUUGCUUUCCCUGCUUGUUCCACACGCAGGAUGAUUGAUAUUGGAAGUAAUGAUGAUGGUCCAGCAUUUAGUGUGUUAUCCUACAAUAUACUGGCUGAUAUACAUGCCAAGAACCAUCUUUGCUGUCCAACAUGGGCUCUUGAGUGGGAAUACCGUCAGCAAAAAUUGUUGAAAGAGAUCAAUGAAUAUGGUGCAGAUAUUAUAUGUUUACAGGAGGUCCAAGAGAACCAUUAUAAAGAUUUCUUUGAACCUAAGUUGAGAAACCAUGGCUAUUCAGCUUUGUACAAGAGAAAAACAAAUACCAAUGAGUUAUAUUCAGCUGAGGGAUAUAUAUAUGAAGGAUGUGCAAUUUUUUACCGUGGUGAUAAGUUCGAAUUAACCAUGAAAGAAGAGGUUGAGUUUGACAAGAACGCACCGAUUGAAGCAUUGGAACGACCUGAACAAGGACAAGAUGGUGGCAUUCCCCUACUAAAGCAUAAUGUUGCUCUUGUUGUGGUAUUACGACUGAAAAAUGGCAGCACUGGUUGUAACCUUCAAUCAAGGAUUUGUUUGGCAAAUACCCAUCUAUGCGCCGGAAAGAACCACACUGAUGUAAGAGUAUUUCAGGUUACCACCCUUAUCCAUAAACUGCAAGAAAUUGCCCAAUCACAGAAUAUUCCUAUACUGAUCUGCGGGGAUUUGAACUCAACUCCUGGGAGGUUAAUCUUUUUCUCUUACUAAUUAGUGGUUCACAUUAAAAAAUCUAAAAAAAAUGUUGUGCAAUU